AUGGCACUAAUUGGAAUUUAUUUUUUUCCUACUUACUGUCGCAAUAACAAUAAGAUCAGCCGUGUUCAACAAAAGAACUGUACACACCAAAUAGUUGUCAACAUGUCGACAAGGCUGAGCAGAAGAACCAUGUUUUUCAAUGUUUUAACACAUUAUCCUGGUCAAAACCACAGAAAAACACUCUUCAACAAUCGCUCAUAA
This is a messenger RNA of Theileria orientalis strain Shintoku, 201 nucleotides long. RefSeq lists its product as hypothetical. The transcript has a single exon. NCBI's taxonomy places the organism in Eukaryota, Apicomplexa, Aconoidasida, Piroplasmida, Theileriidae. The record is from RefSeq and is a predicted model, not a curated record. The coding region runs from base 1 to 201 and encodes 66 amino acids.